GGCAAAUAUUUAUCCUUCAAAAUGAGAGAGGUUGAGACGUCGUUGAAGUCUGGCUGGGGGACUGAUGCCUGCGGGGCUCUGAUUGGUCCGAAGCAAGGUUGCCGCAAAGGCCACCGUACACCUUCGCCUACUCGAGCAUAAACCAUAACUUCUCCUUCCAGGACACGUUGACCGACCUGGUGUACGGCUUUUGCGUGUGAACUUAUUAAUUCUCCCUCUAAUAUAUUCUGGUUAUAUGUUCGUCUUCCUUCUAUAAACUUGCUCGUUAGCACGCAGAGUGGCCCGAGUCGCUCUGCCCCUCUCCCUGCUCGAAGUCGAUAUCGUGGCUGACCGAAACAAACAGUAAACCAGUUACGAUUCGCACGACGUUAUACAUAUACCCUCCCUCCCACGAAAUUACCUUUACAGAAAUUAUCAAGCGCCAAUAGUCGCCGUUACCUGAUAUCACACUUUCGUCUCUCAUGGAAGCACCACAGGGGGGUUACCCUCCCCAGGAAGGGUAUGGUCAACCCGUUGGCUAUAGUUCUCCUCAGCCCGGGCAGCCUCCUCAAGGUCAAGCUGGUAGGAAGAAGCGGGUAUAUGCUGGCGAAUCCUUCGAGUUUGGUUCCGGUGCCAAUGCGGCGUUGGGAGGUCAGAUGCCAGCCGGCGGCAGCUACGGCUACCCUCCCCAGCCUGUUGCGGGAUACCAACAACCCGUGGCGCAGCCCAUGUAUGGGGCAGAUCCCGCAGCCCAGAUGCAGCCUAUGCCUCAAGGAUACGCCCCGCCUAUCGCACCUGGAGUCGCGCAGAUGACCCAGCAAUUUGGUGCUAUGGGGAUGGCUGAUCCGCAUCAGAUGGCGCCUCAACCUGCCCAAGCACGGCCUGUUUCUCUCAACCAACUCAUCCCGACCGACCUUCUCAGCCAACCAUUCAAUGUCGCAGAGCUAGACUUGCCUCCGCCUCCUAUCAUUUUGCCGCCGGGUACCAGUGUCUUCCCGUCUCCCCACGCAAAUUGCCCUCCCAAAUACAUGCGCUCGACACUAAAUGCCGUCCCGACGAACCACUCGCUUUUGAAGAAAUCCAAAUUACCUUUCUCUCUUGUCAUUCAGCCAUAUGCAGCCCUCCAUGACGCAGAGGACCCUAUCCCGGUGAUUCCCGAUCAAGUCAUCUCACGAUGCAGACGCUGCCGAUCCUACAUCAACCCAUUCGUCACAUUCAUGGAUAAUGGCCACCGCUGGCGUUGCAAUAUGUGCAGCUUGACGAAUGAUGUGCCUCAAGCCUUCGAUUGGGAUAGCGCUGCGCAAAAGCCCGCGGACCGGGCUCUGCGACCCGAACUCAACCACUCGGUCGUUGAGUUUGUCGCACCUCAAGAAUAUAUGGUCCGACCACCGCAGCCGCUUGUCUACCUCUUCCUGAUUGAUGUGAGCUAUACUUCGGUUGCUAACGGCCUCUUGGCCACGACCGCACGAUGCAUCAAGGAGAGCCUCGACCGGAUCCCUAACGCGGAUCGGCGGACCCGGUUGGGCUUUAUGGCCGUGGACACCAGCCUUCAUUACUUCAGCAUCCCCAGAGACGGAUCCGAGAGCUCAGACCCGCGUAUGCUUGUUGUCAGCGACCUUGACGAGCCAUUCCUUCCCAUCCCUGGUGAUCUUCUGGUGCCACUAAGUGAAUGCCGGGAGAACAUCGAGCUGUUCUUGGACAAGCUGCAGGAUAUGUUCCAGGACACUCAGAGCAAUGGCUGUGCUAUGGGAUCGGCUUUGCGGGCUGGUUACAAGUUGAUUUCCCCCGUGGGCGGAAAAAUGACUGUCCUCAGCACGUCGCUCCCUAAUGUUGGGCAAGGCGUCCUUACCAUGAGAGAAGAUAAAAAGGUCCUAGGUACGAACAAGGAGAGCGGUCUUUUGCAGACCGCCAACAGCUUCUACAAGAGUUUUGCCGUCGAGUGCUCUAAGGCGCAGGUGUCAGUGGACAUGUUCUUGUUCUCCUCCCAAUAUCAAGAUGUGGCGUCCUUGAGUAACCUUCCGAGAUACACGGGUGGCCAGACCUACUUCUAUCCUGGGUGGAACGCGGCCCGGAGUGAAGAUGCAAUCAAGUUCGCACGAGAAUUUUCUGAAUACCUGUCGUCAGAGAUUGGACUGGAGGCUGUCCUGCGUGUCCGUGCAACGACUGGUUUGCGGAUGAACACGUUCUACGGUAACUUCUUUAACCGUAGCUCGGAUCUGUGUGCAUUCCCUGCUUUCCCACGUGAUCAAGCGUACGUCGUUGAGGUUGCGAUUGAUGAGACUGUCACGAAGCCAGUGGUAUGCAUGCAGGCAGCUGUCCUUCACACCACGUGUAACGGUGAGCGGAGGAUCCGUGUCUCGACCGUGGCGCUUCCCACCACCCAGAACCUUGCCGACCUGUAUGCUUCAGCGGAUCAGCAGGCGAUUUCCGCUUACUUCAGCCACAAAGCUGUUGAGCGGGCUCUGUCGAACGGUUUGGAGCCGGCACGAGAGGCAUUGCAGGCCAAGGUCACGGAACUUCUGUCGACGUACCGCAAGGAGCUUGCCGGUGGAAGCGCAAGCGGCAGCGGACUUCAGUUCCCUGCCAACCUGAGAGCACUUCCUGUUCUUUUCCUUGCCAUGAUCAAGAACCUUGGUCUCCGGAAAUCCGCCCAAAUUCCGACCGAUAUGCGGUCAGCUGCUCUUUGUAUGCUUUCGACGCUUCCUCUUCCUCUUCUUAUGCAGUACAUCUACCCGAAGAUGUACUCGCUACACGAUAUGCCAGACAAUGCGGGAUUGCCGGAUGAGCAGACGGGCGAAAUCAUCCUUCCGCCGCCCAUCAAUCUGGCGUCUGAGCAGAUGCUGUCGUAUGGUCUUUACCUUCUCGACGACGGACAGACGCAGUUCCUGUGGGUAGGACGCGAUGCGGUGCCGCAGCUCAUCCUCGACGUGUUCGGAUUACCCGACAAAUUACAACUCCGCGUGGGCAAGCAGUACCUUCCCGAAUUGGACAAUGACUUUAGCCAGCGGGUUCGGGCGGUGGUUGAGAAGAGCCGGGAUCACCGUGCGAAGGGUGCGGGCAGUAUCGUAGUGCCACAUCUGUAUGUGGUUAGGGAGGACGGGGAGCCAGGCCUCCGGUUGUGGGCACAGACACUGUUGGUUGAGGACCGAUCGGAUCAGAGCGCCAGUUUGGUGCAAUGGAUGGGGUCUUUGCGGGAAAAGGUUUGAUCCCCUUUUUUUCUUUUUCUGCUCUCUCUCCCCCCAAGUCGACUUGGUGCGAUAAAGACCACUGAGCUGACGAGGUUGAAAACACGUGUACAGAUUGUGCAGUAGAGAAGAUGGCUUCCGCUUCCUAAAAUACUUUGGUUCCUUAUUUAUGAGAUACAACACUGAUUAUAUUGAUAUCUUAUUUGGCAGCCAGGGUACUUCCCCUUUUUGGCUGGUAUUUGUAUUUGUAUGGAGUAUUUUGUAGAGGAAGUGACUAUAAGAGACCAUGUGAUAUGGAUUGUGAUAAAACUGUGAUGAUUGAGUUUGGCCCAGCAG
Messenger RNA from Aspergillus ruber CBS 135680, 3500 nucleotides. Its product is annotated as COPII subunit SEC24. The transcript has 3 exons. Gene Ontology annotation, biological process: intracellular protein transport; COPII-coated vesicle cargo loading; endoplasmic reticulum to Golgi vesicle-mediated transport. Gene Ontology annotation, cellular component: COPII vesicle coat; endoplasmic reticulum exit site. The record is from RefSeq and is a predicted model, not a curated record. Bases 462 to 3185 code for a protein of 907 amino acids. Lineage: Eukaryota; Fungi; Ascomycota; Eurotiomycetes; Eurotiales; Aspergillaceae. Gene Ontology annotation, molecular function: SNARE binding; zinc ion binding.